GAUAUAAACACGUGUCAGAGCUUACAGCUGCAGCAAAAUUUGUCUGUUUUGCCGGAUAGCUCUGUUUAAAUUAGUACAAAGUGUAAAUCCUGUUUGUUAUAAAUAAUGAUUCCUAGUCGAACCGCGAUUUUGCAUCUUUAUCGGGAUUUAAUUCGAGAAAGCAAAAAAUGGAGCUCGUACAAUUACAGAAUGUAUGCUCUACGAAAGAUACGAUAUGAAUUCAAAGAGAGCAAAACAUUAACUGACGAAGAAAAAAUUAGGCAGUGUUAUGCAAAAGGGCAAGAGACACUGGCAAUGAUCAAGAAACAGGUCAUAUUAGGCAGUCUUUACAAUACUAGGCCACUAGUGAUUGAAACUAUAAGCAACUUACAUGAUGCAACGACAUAGAAUAUAAAAUAGUUUUAGUACUUAAAGUUGUAAUAUGGUUAUGCAUUUCAUUCAAAUUUGUAAAGAGAAAAUUUUUUAAGUCACAAUUGUAAAUUUUUAAAUUCGAAAUUUCUCAAAUUACAGCAUAUCCUUAAUUUAAUAUCCGUCAUGUCAAAUUUGAAUAUU
Camponotus floridanus (Florida carpenter ant) is the source of this 552-nucleotide messenger RNA. RefSeq names its product LYR motif-containing protein 4 (gene bcn92). Gene Ontology annotation, cellular component: mitochondrion; L-cysteine desulfurase complex. The record is from RefSeq and is a predicted model, not a curated record. Gene Ontology annotation, biological process: iron-sulfur cluster assembly. Bases 106 to 387 code for a protein of 93 amino acids. Lineage: Eukaryota; Metazoa; Arthropoda; Insecta; Hymenoptera; Formicidae. The transcript is spliced from 2 exons.